Molecule: messenger RNA, 4561 nt
Organism: Clarias gariepinus (North African catfish)
Lineage: Eukaryota; Metazoa; Chordata; Actinopteri; Siluriformes; Clariidae
Gene: fhad1
Product: forkhead-associated (FHA) phosphopeptide binding domain 1
Exons: 30
Coding region: 78-3797 (1239 amino acids)
Molecular function (GO): protein binding
Source: RefSeq, a predicted model, not a curated record
UUUGGUUCUCCGAGGAUUUAGUCUGUCGAGAAAUGUAAACAAUGUUACUUUUCAUUAAGGGAAUUUCGUUUAAAUAAAUGACACGAAAGAGAAAUAAAAAUCUUAAAAUGAGGGGUUAUCUUAAAACUUUAAACUGGAUAUUUAAACUCCGACCAAAGUGCACUACGGUGGGAAACCACAGGGAUUCAGAUCUGUGUCUCCAGAACGGUGGUGUGGAGGAACACCAUGCUACUAUUGAGUGGAAUGAGAUUGAGCAUUUCUAUGUUCUUACCGACCUAAACUCCAUCCAUGGCACUUAUGUUAAUGACUGUUGCAUACACAACGCAGCAGUGCGUCUUACACCUGGCGAUGAAAUUCACUUUGGCUAUGGAGGUUCCGCCUACAAGCUUUUAGUGGAUCCUGCAGACCCACUCCCUGUUCUGCCUAUUCAAUGUGCCACUUCUCCAGCUGGAGCAAGGAACCGCCCUUUGUCAUCUUCCAUUAGUCCUCAUCCACCUUGCAGAACUCGACCUGCAAGUGCAGGGGCUAAACGCAACAAAAACGUUCCUGAGUGCGGUAGCUCCUCUUAUAGACAAGGUAGUUGGGCCAGCGGCACAGGAAGAGGACUCAUUUUUAGAAAUGCAAGAAUGUCUCAGAGCUGUCAAAACAUGCAUAACUUAUUACAGGAUAAGGAAGAAACCUGGGCAAGAUCUAGGGAGGAACAGCGUUGUGUGCUGGCAUCUCAGGGAGAAGCUCAAGGGAAGGAUUGUAUGAUCUCAGCUCUAAGGGAGGAGGUGUCAACACUCCAGUUGCAGCUCUCUCAGAGCAAUAAGAAUGACACAGACGUUAGACAAAAGCUGCGUAACCUGACCAGAGACAUCCAAGAAAAAAAAAAAGAGAUCCAACAACUAAAGGAACAGAUGCUGGCGAUGCAAGCAACAGUAGGUGUCCACAGUAGCCAGGCUGUAGCAGAGAGGGAUCAGACGAUCAGCAAACUCAAAAAACAGCUGGAAAAGCUAAAGAGUGAAAACAGCAAAUCUACAGCGCUGGUCAUCAAUGCACAGAAAGAUCUGUUGGUUCAGGAGAAACAGGCAAUAAACCUGGCUGCUGAAGUCGACAGUCUCAGAAAGGACGCAAGACACAAGGAUGCUCAGCUUAGUAACAUGGCUAACAAGCUGUCCAAGUUUAAAGACAUUGAGAAGCAUCAGGAGGAGUUUCUUGCCAAGGAAAAAGAGGUGGAUUCCCUCAAAAAGACUGUGGAGAAAAUGGAUUUGACUCUAAAAGAGAACCAGAAAGAGAUAAAGGAGCAGAUCGCAGAAAAAGAAUUAGUUAAACACAGACUCGUCGAAAAGACACAGGAGCAAUGCUCUCUGCAGUCUGAGAUGAGCAAACUGAAGCAGCAGCAGCAGCAAGCACUCCAAAGAGAACAGAAAGCUCAAAUAGAACUAAGACACACACAGACGAGGCUUGAAAAUAUUUGCAGUCAAAUCAUGAAACGGGUACUCGUCACUUCAGAAACAAUAUCAGAACAGGAGAUACUAAAUCGUCUGUCAAAAUUAAAUAAAGAGAAGGAAGUAAUUACCUCCAGAGUUCAGGAAUUAGAGGAACAACUGCAAGAACAUAAUGAAAACCAAGCACUGGUGGAAGAAGACACUGGGAAACUCAAGGCCAGACUUGCUGAAGUUCAGAGUACUGUACAAAAGCUACAUUUAGCAGAUGCCAUACAGACCCAAAUAUCCGCUCUUCAAGAUGAAAAUGUGUGUGAAGCGGUCAGCUGGGUUCAAACUCACACAAUCUCCAUCCUAAGCAGUCUACACACAAUACUAAAGGACACAGCAGACAUAUUGCAGACAACCGGGGUUGAGGUGACAGAGAAGACUGGAGGAGUCCCAGGUGCGGUAAAAUCGUUGUGCAAGCAGCACCAGGAGGUCCAGUCACAACUCGGGAGACUUCAGGAAGAGAAGGAGAAGCUUGAAGAAAGGGAGAAUGAAGCUGAUGACAUGCAUUUGGAACAGGAGACUAUGGAACAGGUCCAUCAGGAAACUCAGACAGAGGUGGAGGAUGCUCUAAAACUGCAGCUAGAGAGAAUAAGUGCUGAUCUGGAGGCAGCCAGAAAAGUAGAAGCUGUUUUACGUUCGGAGAUGGAGAUGCAGGAGUUGAAGUGGCGCACCAAACUGGAGGAAGGAAAAAAAAGAGAAAUUGAACUGAUGAACAAGGUCAAAGAAGUAGAGCUGCAAGAGGAACAGUGGAGAAAGGCAAUAGAGGAGGAAAAGGUAAGAGAGGAUGAGUGGUGGACAAGAGUAGACGAGGCCUUGCAGAGAGGAGCAGAGCAAGAGAAAGAGAGAUCCAGGGUGGAAAUUGAGGAGUACCAGGAACAGGUGCGGCAACAUGCUCACACCAUUGUUGCCUUGGAGGAGCAAAAGAGCUCAGCAGUGCAAAAAGCCAGAGAGAUGCAGGAGGAGAGAGACUCACUAUCACAGCAGCUUACAGAGGCACUUAACAAGAAAGAGGAUGUCAAACCAACUGUUACAUUAGAGCCAUCAGAAGAGCAACAGCAGUUGAAACAGACCGUGACAUCCCUCAGGGCAUCACUUGGAGUGUCUCAACAGGAAGUGGUCAAUCAGGGUGAGGUCAUUGCAUCUCUUAGUCGUGACCUAGCUCAUGCUCACGCUCGCCUCUCUGACCUCACAGGAGAACUGAGUGAAAAGCAGAAAAUAGAGCUGGAGACACACAAAGCUUUAGUAGUGGACCAGAAAAUGCAACUGAGCAUGCUCACACAGAAGUUAACAGUAAAUGCUGAGCUUCUUCAACAGAAAGAAGAGGAAUUGAGGACAAUAAGAGAAAAACUGGUACAAACAGAGGCAGAUUUAAAGAGAGAGCGGAUAGAGAACAUGGGUCUCCUUCCUACCCCACACACUAAGGACGUGGCCAGUAUGGUUAGUCCCAGCCACCUGCAUGCCUCCAAGUGCAAAGGUUGCCGUCAAGAAGAAAUUAUACGACAGGGCAAAGAAACCCUCAAUGCAAUGAAAGAGAGGAUCAGGGCCGUAGAGUCAAAGUGGCCCUGCACGGUACUGGUCCAGCAGGGGGAGCUAAUAAGAAAGGAGAAAAAGGAGCAGGAUCAAACAAAAGCUCACAGGCUUAAGAGAUCUUUAGCACAAAGAGACAGUAGGACUGAGAGUGGCUUUGCCUUCCCUGAGGCUCUGAGUGAAGCAGCACUGGAACGCACUGCAAGGCUGGACUUGUCUGAUGCUUUGGAGCUAAGUGAGAGGACGUAUGUAGAUCUGGCACGUGCAUUGUGUGAAGCUCUGGAGCUGAGUGAGGGACAGCUUUCAGGAUGUGUCCCACUAAAGCACUUGCCACCAGGGGAGAGAGAGCACAUGGCCUCUCUCAGACAGGAAGACCUGGAGCUGUUAAGAAGCCAACUCGCCCUGCGCAACAGCCAAACCCAAAACAAAGACAUGCUACUGCAAGAGAGCCAGAAGGAAAUACAAUCACUCAGGGAAAGCCAGGCCUUGGGGCAGCAGCUGCAGAUUGAGCUGGAUAGUGUGUGUUCAGAGCUGGAUACACUGAAACAGGAGAGCAGUAUACUACGCCAGACCCUGGAGGACACACAGACCCAGCUACAGCACUACACUAACCACAGGAAGGGCAUGGCUCUGAAUAUGGACAAAACGGAAGGGAGGAGAAUAAGAAUUGGUCAUCAUAACUGUGUACCAGACACAAACUUUGGCAAGGUAGCUGUCAUGAAGGGGUCGAGGAAGCAAGAGAGGAGGAAAAGGGCUGAGGGUGAGAAGGAUCUCCUGAUGAAUGAACGCUAAGAACAAAGGAGCUGCUAAAUGACUGCUCAUAUAGCUAGUGUGGCACAACAGCAGCGGCGCGCUAAUCUCACUGAGGCUCACUGAGUUCAGGUUCCGGCCUUAAAAUGAAUGACUGUCAUAUUACAAAUGCACUUGAUUCUUUAUAAAGUUAAUUAUGUUUGCCAAAGGAAAUGGUCAUACAUCUCACAGAAACCAAAGAUGUCAUAAAUACAUGAUUAUUCGCGUAUACGAAAUGUGUUAAUGAACGACAUGCACUUUUUAUCUGUUAAUGGUAUUGUUGUGAAGCUUCUGCAAAGCAAGUUAACACAAGUCAAUAAUGUAUAACAGCUUGUUUUUUUCCCCCUUUUGUUAACACGUAUCAUGUUCUUAAAAGCUGCUGUGUCUAAAAACUUAAAAGGCCAGCUUUAGAGCUUACUACACUUGACAAAGCACUGAACAACUUUAAUGUUUAUCUGCACCAUAUAUCUUUUACAUUUAGUAUGUAUGUUUAAUAUUAGCUCAGUACUAUAAAUCUGACAGAGGUAUGCUGUUUAAGGUAAUUAAUACAUUUUUUCUGAAUACUCACACUCCUGUGAACACGCUCUAUGGUAAACAUUAUAAUGCCUUUUAACGUGAAGUUGCUAUGCUAAUCUCUACAGAGUUAACACUUAUUAAUAGAGAAAUUAGAGGCCGUCUGUGAAAACAUAACUGCAUUGUUUUUUUCAAACUGACAGCAUCGAUGCACUUGCAGAGUCCUGAGUAAAAAUUUACACAUCAUUUGUCAA